Messenger RNA from Cottoperca gobio, 4805 nucleotides. RefSeq names its product LIM domain 7b (gene lmo7b). The record is from RefSeq and is a predicted model, not a curated record. Lineage: Eukaryota; Metazoa; Chordata; Actinopteri; Perciformes; Bovichtidae. The transcript is spliced from 31 exons. Gene Ontology annotation, biological process: regulation of signaling; regulation of cell adhesion. Bases 216 to 4184 code for a protein of 1322 amino acids. Gene Ontology annotation, molecular function: protein binding.
UUCCACUCAGUUCCUCUCUCGGUUUCACUUCAACUCUAAAACUUGUAGUUUGGAAGUGGGUGGAGACCUCCCUCUCCCCUUUUAACCAAUAAGCGGAACUAGUCAGUGGAUGGAAAGUCUGUGUGAAGUGUCCGGUGAUAAACUGCCUGUCAAUUAGCGGAGAACUUUCACCGGUGAGCAACUACACACCGCACAAGAGUUAUAGAAGAUAAACGAUGGAGUGGCGCCAGCAGACCAAUGUCAGCUGUGCAGACGCGUUCAACGAGGCUCAACGCUGGAUUGAGGAAGUGACUGAAAAAUCGUUUGGUUGCAACGACUUCCGUGCUGCCUUGGAGAAUGGAGUCCUGCUUUGCGACUUGAUUAACAAAUUGAAACCUGGCAUCAUUAAGAGAGUAAACAGGCUUUCUACUCCCAUCGCUGGUCUGGAUAAUGUGAAUGUAUUCCUAAAAGCCUGUGGGAAACUGGGACUGAAUGUGUCUCAGCUGUUUCAUCCAGGAGACCUGCAGGACCUGUCCACUCGCGCAACACUAAGGCGAGAUGAAACCAACAGAAGACUCAGAAAUGUUCUCAUCACUAUCUACUGGUUGGGUCGUAAGGCUCACCUCGACACAUUCUACAGCGGUUCUCAGCUGAACUUCAAGGCCUUUGAAGGGCUGUUAGGGUUGGCCUUGUCCAAGGCUCUAGAUGACGGCAGUAACAUGUUUGUGAAAGAGAGCUGGUACCCUGAGAGGGGCAUGAGACCGAGCUAUAAGAUGCAGUACUGUGUGGACAGCAUCGACUCUCUGGACUCCCAAGUCCUCCGCCAAAACAGUGAAGGUUGGGGAAGUGACGCGGAAGCUGAGCAGGUGUUCAAGAUGGAGAUUACUCAGCCAGUAACCCAGCAAAACAAAGGUUAUAUCCCACCACCAUUCCUACAGAGAAAACAAGGACCGGAGAAGAAUGGAAGGGGCCGCUCUAGUCCACUCGCCAGAGCAUAUCAAAUCCAGGUCAGACCUGAGAGACCAGUUCAGGUCAACCCUGGCUGGAUUUGGAGCAAAUCACUCAGUGACAUCCCGAUGGUAUAUCCUGUGCGUAAAGUUCCAGAUGGGUUCACCAUCUAUGAUGCGGACCAGGAUACAGAAAUGGCAAGGGAGUGUUAUCAAGAAAACGAACGGAUGUGUAGCGUUGUUGCCAAGGACAGUGAAGCUCAGUGGCAAGAUGAUUUAUCAAAGUGGAAGACUCGUCGCAGGAGCACCAAGUCUGACCUCCGCAGGAAGUCGCAAGACAGAGAGCAUGUCAUUACCCAAAUGGCCAAUGGGGCUGCGAUUAAAUUUGAGAAGAAAGAGGCACAAGGUGAACCGCUGAAGAGAGACCAGCAGUCACCUCACUGGCAUUACCCUGCCCCUCGUCCUUACUCCACCCCUCCUCAUUCAAAAUCCAUCUCCGAUCUCGGGCCACAUACUCGGGCUCUGCUGGCCCGCGGCUGCGCCACGGAGACGCCUUUCAGCCCCACAGCUCCACUUAGCUCCCGUAACUCAACCCACGCUCAGAGAUCGUCUGUUGGCGCCAUGCCUGCCUCUGAUGGGAAUAUCCUGGGUGAGGAGAUUCACUUUGCUUCCUUGGCUUCACAUGGCGCUGCAGUUGCCACCCCUCCCCCGGACUACCCUUUCAGCUACCAGACCCAAGUCAAGGUGCACGGCAGCCCAGUUCUUUUCCAGCCCACAUCUGAGGUGGCCCAGCCAGAAAAUGUUUUUACAAACCAAAUCUCCACUCUGAUCAAAACUAUACAGCCGAAUGUGCCCACAAAUUCAACCGACACCAGGUAUCCUACUGUGUCCAUGUCGGGUCCCAAGGAACUUACAUUCUGCGUUGAUCCGAAAGUUCCAACUUUUUGUCCUGAUGCUGUUUACCGGGCAGGAGUCGAUGCUCUCGUGGACUUGCCCCACCAGAACAUCAAGUCCAAGGAAAAGAGCCAGAAGAUAUCUUGGGAACCAGCUGUGCAGCUAGGCAGAGGCCAGCAGGCUGUGGGCGUCUACAAGUACUUGUCCAGAGCUGGGUCGUGGUCCGGCUCAGCCAGCCUUCCUCGUGGUUACCGGAGGUCUGAGGGCUCAUCUCGUCUCUCUUCUGCAAUCACAGCCAGGCCCUUUGGGACCAAGCAGUCCAGGGUGUCCUCGCUGCCGAGACUGUGCAAAGUAGAAAACAACCAGAGUCUGCAGUUGGAAAGUGAGAAAGUGGAAUCUAUUUCUCCAACCACCAAAUCUUCACUCAAAAGACAGACCGCAACCACAUAUUUGAAGGUUCAGCACCAUGCUUCAAUCAGACCAAAGAAAGCUAUCGAAGCGAAGCAGAAUGGUACAGAACAGGGGGAGGAGGUGAAAGGUGCCACUCUCUCCAGUCAGACCUCCUUCCAGACCAAUGGCUACCACCAUCAGACAUACACCCAAACCCAGCUAGUACCGCAGCCUUAUUCAAACCUGCAGACGCAACACGACAAAAGCUCGACUCUCCGAUCUAAUGCAAGCAUUGACCUCCCAAAGGUGGAUCACAGUGACAUGAGAGUGAGCCUUACUCUUAAACCCAACAGUAGACCAGACUUUGGUUUCCAGACUCAUUGGGACUCAAAAGGGACCAGAGUCAAAUUCAUUCAACCUGGCAGUCCAGCGGAGCUUUGCCAGCUGUGUGUGGACGAUGCGAUUGUGGCUGUUAAUGGAGUUGCGGUGGCACACUUGAACUACAACCAGUGGAAGGAUAAAAUGACAUCUUCCCUGCAAACGGGCAUUUUGACCAUGGACAUUCGGCGUUAUGGCAACAAGGAUUGGAGCACCGGUGAGGGGGGGAGUCACAACCAGCCAGGCCAGAGCAGGAUGACCCUCAAUCUGACGGCCUCAGCACCCGUUCUGAUAGGUUGCCCCGAUCACCAUGCCAACAGUAGUGCCUCUACAGAAACCGCAGUCAGGAAAGUGUCCAAACGCAAUGGGCAGACGGACGACGUUUUACAAGGUAAAGUCAUGCAUGGAGAGUUUGCUGACAGCCACAGGACAGCCAGAAGUAAAGAUUGUAAUAAGAUUAGUAGGGAAAAUCAGAAACGGAGGACAGAGUUUUUCACACAGAAAGGAGGUUCAGAAUCUGCAAUAUCUGAUCUCCAGGUGCCAUCCCUCAGCCCCUCCUCAUCCAGCUGGUCGUGGAAUCAUGAGGAGGAUCGAAGGCGUCAGGAGAAGUGGCAGGAAGAGCAGGAGCGCCUCCUACAGGCGCAAUACCAGCGGGAUCAGGAGAGGCUUGAAUCAGAGUGGCGGAGGGCACAACUAGAUGCAAAGGGGGAGUUAUGCAGGAAGUCAGGGCAGAACUCUUUUGAGAUGACCAAGAGUGUUGAGAUCCCUGCCAGUACCCAGCUUCAUGCGAGUGGAUCAACAAACAAAACCAGAGAAGAGCAGCGCCCUGACCGAGAGGAGCUGAAAGAAACGGGAUCUAAACCUAAAAGUAAUGCACAAAGAGAGCGACGUGACAAGAUUUCUGGACAAGCCUGGGCUCAGGACUCCUUCGGCUUUGCUCAGCUGUCUGCUUCACACAGGGCAAAGUCCUUGUCUACCCCAGCAUUAGCUGGCUCCCACACACAGACGAGAGGUGAUGAGAGGAAAAGAAAAGGACAGUCUGUGUCUAACGCUGAGAAAGACAGGCAGCAGAUUUUGGAGGAGAUGAAGAAAAGGACUCAUCUUCUGACCGACAACAGCUGGAUACGUCAGCGCAGCAACAGCUUUUACAAGGAGCCAAUCUAUGUUGGGGUUCCUAUGAAGAGGUAUGAGUCUCUGGACGACCUGGAUACUUUGCGUCAGUCGACCACUACAUUCGGUUACCCUCGUCCCCACUCAGCUGCUCCAGGUUUCUGUGCUCCAAGCAGGAACUCCUCCUCCCGCUACAGCACUGGAUCAAUGUUACCCCAGAGAAAUACAUUUGACUCAUCUCAUCUUCGCAGGAUGGUCAGUGGCAGGAGGACUUGCUGUGUGUGUGAGCGUGUCCUGGGUAGUGGGGCAGCCAUUGUCAUAGAGGCCCUUAGUCUCUGCUUCCACCUCGCCUGUUUCCAGUGUGUGGGCUGCCACCAACAUCUCGGAGGAACUGAGACUGGAGUCCAGGUUCGAAUCCGAAACAGGAAACCCCACUGUGAGCCCUGCUAUUUCCAACUCAAGUCCGGAGGUGCCCCCCCCAUGUGACCAACAUGCCGUACUCCAGAUCACAGAGUAAGCAGCAGAACCACUGGGAACUCCUGUUGGAUAAAACUACGAAGAACUUGGUGGCGACGACAUCUACGCCGACGAGCCAUGACGUUUGUUUCCCACAGUAAUUGCUGGUAAAACUGUGACUCUAUGAUGUGAUAUAAAAUCUUGACAAAGUAGACUCUUAAUGGCAGUUUUUUAAUCAAAUGUGGUUAUUAUGGUUACUUAGUUUGUCGGCCCUUUUUAUCUGCUAAUUUGUUUUCAAGAAAAUGUAGAUUUAAUAUAUGAAAUAAAGUAAUUAUGGGAAUUAUUAGUUUGAUUGAUGCUUUUAUUUUGAUGUCAGUGUUGCUAUUUGUCAUAUCAUUGUGUUAUAUGUGAUAUUUGUCCAAUAGUGCAUUAAAUAUAUCAGAUCUUUCUUGUUAAUUUAACCCAUGUAUGGGGGGGGGCACAUUUGAACUUGUAGCCUAAUGAAGCACUUUCUGUUCUAUUGUAAUCUCACCAAGUGCACUUUGGGAUAAAUAAUUGGUAUAUACAGUAUAAUGUAUGCAUUUCUCACAUAGAAAUGGGAAUCUUAAUUGAAAUGUCUUUAAUAAAGUGCACUGAAUAUAAUCCAUCAGG